AUAGAGAAAGUAUGCAAUGCAUACUGCUCUGGUGCAACCCCCCACUAUACUGCAUCUGGGGUAUUCGUGACUGGACGUCUGGGGGAUCACACACAUUUCCGAUUAGGAAGGAGAGAGAGAGAGUGUGAGAGAGAGAGAAAGGGAGGGAGUGAGGGAGAGAGAAACAGAGAGAGAGAGAGAGAGAUUACCAUUUCAAUCCAGCCAAUGAGACAGGCGAUACACUAAGAUUUUCAUAGUUGUGCAGGAGCACAACGUGAGCGGAGUGUGUGUGAACUUCCAGGUAAAGCUGCAAGCCGACCUAAGCCCCAGAGGCCUCUGCUCCAGGCUUUGAUGCCAACACCCUCUAAAGCAGGUGGACAGACGCAGGAAUGAGCGACAGUGGGACCAAAGAGCCGUCUCCUCAGUCGAGCACAGCCCAGUCGCCUGAGGAGCCCCAGCGCAGGGGUCGGGGUCGACCUCGGAAACAGCAGCAGGAGCCCGUUGGACCACCGACCCCAAAGAGGCCGAGAGGACGACCAAAAGGCAGCAAGAGCAAAGGCCCCAGAACAGCACUGAAGAAAGUAGAGCCUGUUGGGCAGAGGCGACCACGAGGGCGACCGAGAAAAUGGCCCCGGAAAGUUGUUCCAGAAGUGACUGAAGAGCAGCAGGGCCUUUCGGAGGUGGCCGAGGAGGGCCCCUCGUCAUCUCAGGUGCCUGCUCAGGAGGAAUCGGAGUAGAUGGGAUCCCUCUCUACCUACCUCAGUGUUUGGCCUCAAGCAAACAGGGGUACAAUCUGACUCCCUAUCUGUGAUGGGAAAUCAGGAACACACACACUUACACACACUCACACCCCAAAAAAAAAAAAAAAAAAGAAAAGAAAAUCCUCGCAGACAGCAGUUUCCUCUCCUGAUCUAAACAGCACCAUGGAUUUGUUGUUGCUUUGAGUAUCUGAUCGUUUGAGCCUUGGUAAAGGCAUGGUUCCAGCUUUUGGGAAAAGUAUUUGCAGAGUUGCUGAAUAUUAAGAAAAUGUGUGUUUUAUAUAUAGACAGGAGGCAGAAAAUAAAAUAAAAACGUCUUCCUGUCUUGUGACAGCAUGAAUGUGCCUUUUAAAGUGAUAUAGCGCAGGUUCUCCAAAACCCUAAAUAGUUAUUGGUGAAAGAAAUUAAACAUUAAAGUAAAAACAAAACAACCGUCACAACUCCAGUGCUUUAAAACAUAAGAAAUUUCAUUUUGGAACUAAAUAUUUCAGCUAUUUUCUUGCUUCUACGUCCAUUUAUAAUUAUCAACAUACCUUAAUUGAUUGACAUGUGCUCUGCUUUGAAUGCAUGGUUAGAAGAAAUGGGCCUCUUUAAUGAAAUACUAAUUAAAAUCAGUAAUUAACAUUCAGCUUAAAAAGUAAAUCAUUCAAUAAAAUUCUGUUUGAUAGCUUCCGGAGGGUUAUUUUAUUAAAAACAAUUGUUUUCUACUGUGAGAUGUAUUUUUUUCCAGACUAAGUAAAUAUAGUCAAAUUAAAAGUUGUAUUUUUCUAAAUUGUUUGAGAUUAUGAGAUUAUGCUUCUGCAAUAAAAGAUAGAGUUUAAUUAUUUAUAAAGAUGGAGGGCAGUAUGUAUAUAACUAGAGAUGCACUAAUCAAUCAAUCAGAAUCAGCCAAUUUUCCUUUAAUUGGCUUUGAUCAGAUCAGAAGGCCUCAUGAGAUUUAUUUUAUCUACUAUUCAGUCCUUUAGGUUUGACACUUAAUGCUUUAAUGCUUGAUUCCCUCAUUUUUUGUUGGAUUCAAAGCUGCAGCCUGUUUUAAAAAAACUGCUACACAUUUCUAUUUCUUUUAUUUCUCAUAUUCGGUAGUAAAAAAAAUAUGCAAUCAGUCAAAAAUCAAAGAAAACCGAAUUAAUCAGUAUCAGGAAAAGCCAGAUGUGUGCAUCUCUGAAUAUGAGCUCUAUGUAAGAUUUCUAAAAAAUGUUUAAGUUCGUCCUGUGCCUUCUAGCUCUACAUCAAGCUAUCAGCUCAAAGGUAUGGAAUAAUUAGUGGCUUAAUACCCCACUAACUAAAUGCACCCAAUUUAACCUUUAUGUCUCACAUUUAAAAGAGAAUUUAAAAAAUGUAAUCGCCUGGAUUGCAAAUUUUUAAACCCAUCUCAAGACCUGAGAGAAUGCUUCUCCCUUAAAGUGGAACUAUCCCUUUAUUUUGCCAGCUGUCCUGAGCCUCUCAGUGAGACUUUUUGCAUGUCUGUAUGUUUUGUGUUUGUACGGAGAGAGAGAUGCGGAGAAAGACAAAAAGAAAAGAGGCAGAAUUUUUAAAAAAAAGGACAAAAGGAACCAAACUGAACUGUGUUUCAGCUGCUUUAAACUUAAUAUUUUUAAACCAAUGUAACAACACAAUCAUGGCAAGCUGAACUCAUUUUUGUGAAAGCUGGUGUGAUUUCAAACUGAAAUAUCCAUUUUCAGAGAUUACUUCUUAACCUCAGCUGAGUAAAUCCUUCCAAGCAGAAAGUGACUGAUUCAAAUCCAAAAGUUGAAAUGGAUAUUUCAUUUUGGAACAAAAAUAGAAAAAACUAAAACAAAACCUUCAUAAAUACUUGAGUCGACCGCAGUGUUGACGUGUCAUUUUUUUUUUUACCACUCUCAGGAUUUCACUUUUUUAACAGUGCUCUUACGUCAUUGAUGAAAACCUCAGGUACAUAUCUAUUCAGGAACAUGAUAUCUACUCAGUAAUAAUUGUGGUGCUGUGUUUGUUGUGCGAUUCUGAUCUGUAUUUGACAUUACCAGUAUGCCUUGACUCAAAGACCUCAUGUAAAAACCUCAGUCAGCCUCAGCUUCUUGAUCUCUCAUUCUACCUCAGCGACACAAAAACACAGAAGAUCCUCCUGCAAAGUUAUCCUUCACUCCCUCAGAAGUGAUACUGUAUACGCAAACACACGCAUGCACACGCACACACACACACACACACACACACACGCACACGCGCACACACACACACACACACAACCACGCGCAUGUGUACCAAUGCAAAUCAACAAGUUUCAGGGCUUAAAUGCCAACAAAUCAACAAAUACACACAAGUAACAAGAGGAUGUUACACUCCAGCGGAGGUGUACAGAUAAAGUAUCGAUAUCAUUUAAUAAAAAUAACUGUAUCUGAUUAAAAAAAACAAAAAAAAAACUGAAACGAGACUCUGAUCUCCUGGGAAUUAAAGUGCAGCCAAUAGUUUACAACAACUUGAUGAAAUACUUGCCUUUUAGAGUGUAGUACCUUAUGAAAACCUGUAUUUUUUUAUUUUUUAUUUUUUUUGUGGGACGGGGAGGGGAUUGUUAUUCUUUUUCUUAUUUUUACUACAUCAUGUAUUUUUUUCUCUGAUUCUUACACUGUAAAAUGUAUGUGUGACACUUAAUUCUUGGCAGCAAAAUAGCCGCAACGUGCUGAAAUACAUUAGAUGAACCUCAAUGUUUGCACAUACUUGACCCAAUUGUGCUACAAUAACACGACACGAUUGUACUGAACUGAUGGUGUGUUUUAUUGCUUAUGAGUUUUUUUUUUACUACUUCGAGGUGAAAAAGGUUGGGUCUUAUAGAUUUUUUUUGCUUUAAAGGAUAAUAUUUGCUUCUGAACAUACAGUGCCUUGCAAAACUCUUCAUAACCUUUUAAACUUAUUCAUAUUUUAAGUUUCAGUGUGUUUUAUUUGGACUUUAUGUUUUUGACCAACACAGUGAAGAGAUUAGAAGAUGAAGAAUCACUUUUUACUGCUGCAGGCUUUUAAAGUGUGUCUUUUGCCAGCUUUGCACGUUUUCUUUACCAUUUAGUUCGAGACGGAGCUUCUCUAAACUUUGGUUUUGUACUUUUGCCACAUCUCUCUCUGGAUCUCUGCAGUUCCUGCUUUCCUCGCCACGCAUGGCGGUUUAGGCCAUGUUUUGGUAGAUUUGAAGUACUCUAUGUACAGAUUAUGAACUGAACUGAUCUCUGUGAGAAGUUUAAAGCUUGGGGUGUUGUUUUAUAACUUUACAGCUUCCCGCUCCUCCACAGCUUUAUUCCUGCAGUGUUCCUCGGUUUAAUCCCUUGGUUUAGGUGGCUUCUCAAGGCAGUUGGUUCCAUCAGAUUAUUAGGGUUUAAAUACAGAUUUGUAUUUUAAAUACAUUUUAAAACAUGCAUCCGUCCAGCUAAUACGUAUGCAUCGCCUCCUGUUGGUCUACUGCAUAAAAAGCCCAGUACAAUACGUUCCCAUUUCUGGUUGUAAUAUAAAAAAAUGUCUAAAAAGUUUAAUAAGUUUCAAUACUUUUGCAAGCCACUGUAUUUAAAUGUCAGUUAAGCACAGAGGAUUUUAUUAGUUGGGCAUAAAACACUCAUUAGUUUUCACUGAAGUGAUUCAAUGAAACCCCUUAACUAAGAGGUUUGCUGCUUUUUCGGGGUAAGACGUUUUGUUUCUGUUUACUUUCAUGUUCACAAUAAAUAAAAUGCAACUUUUUUAACGGUGUGUUCAGUGCUGCCAGAAAUCCCAAGACAUGAACGUUAAACCUGCAUGUUUCCUGCAGGGCCGUUGAUCAUUUUUAGAUCUUAUAUUGGUGAAGUUAGAAGAAACAAGAAGAAUAAAAAAUAUAUAGCUAUAAAAUUAGGCAGAUAAUUACAGGAAUUACCCCUGUAGACAAAAAAAAAUGGUUGAUUCUUCAUUAAUAAGUCAACUUAAGAGCAAAACUCUCAGGUUUGUACCCUGGUCAAAGCUGAAAAUAUGACAUUUUUGAUUAUAGGGCAGAAAAGUCAUUGAUAAUGUCACUUAUUUUCCAUACAUAGGUAUUUGAUCUGGUUUUUAUAAUAAAUCAGAAAGGUAUACUGUAUAAUUACAGAGUUUUCUUGUUGCCAGUUUCAUUACCAGCCUCGCCUGGUUUAAGGUUGAUCAGCUCUAAGUGAGAGCAGAAACACUCACAACAUGUUGAUCUAGUCGUUAAGUCUCUUUGUUGCCCUCCAUGGCAGACUAAAUGCUCCUUCAGCUAUGUGUGCCUCCAAAUACCAAGUGGUCACUAUAGAUGCACAUUGCUACCACUGUUAAUUAUCAUCAGAUCAUGCUAAACAUGCUGUAAGGAGACGGUUCUGAUACUUUAAGGGGGGUUCUGUUUGGUUUUUAUUAUCGUACCUGUUGCAGACUGUCUGAACUACUUGAGUUUGUAAAAGAAGACAUUAGAGCUGAGAACUUGUGAAUUUAGUUAUUUGCCUAUUUUACAUGUGAAAUGUGUUAAAAUAGCAAAUCAGAGUCAACAUUCAAAUGUUGUAACCAGUCCUUCAGAGCUGCUGGUUUUCUACCUCCUUGAGAUGUCUUCCUGGUUGAACACACUUGAUUUAAAUGAAUGGGUCAUGCUUUUAUUUUGAAGGGUUUGAUGACAGACUAAAUAUAUACUGAACUGUCAUCAGGUUGGAGCAGGAACCCAUUUACAAAAUGGAGCCCUUUUGCUAAUUUAGUUCUAAUAAAAGCAUAAUUUGAACUAAAUAAUAAUUUCCAACAUGUAGUCACUAUUACUGAUUAAAUUAACACUAUUUGUAACGUAAUCUUUACGAAACUCUGAGCUACUAGCAUUUGCAACCUCACACGUGAUAAAAAGUGUCUGAGUUUUUAGUUAGCAGUUAUCUGACGUCUGAAAUCUUCAGACAGCUCUCUGCUAACGAUAAAAUACUGAUUGCUGAUAAGUAAUCCACAGAACCCUACCUUAGAACUGCGUCUGCAGCGGAUAACUAACCUCCAAAAGGUAAUUAAUCUAAAAGUAGUUAAUCUAAAAUAUCUGGACACCUUUUCUUGCUGGGAUUUCUGUUCUUACGCUGACAUAUCGAAGAUUUUUUUUAAAUUUUUUAUAAAAUAUAUCAAAAAUGCAUCAAACAUGUCAUUCUUGCAUUGCUUAUUACUUGAAAAUCACCCAUUUACUUUAUAUUCAAACACUUUUUUUUCUGUUUUUACUUAUACAUCAUUUAUUUUAUGUAUUUCAGCACCGUUGCCUAAGCUGCUGCCACAUUACCGAUUUAUUCAACGCUGCAUUGACUUUACUUAUUUAGCCCUCCUGGACUACCUCUGAAGAGAACCAAGCCUGGGCCAUUUUUUAGGCAGAUAUAUGGAGACUUCUGUCCUUUACGGCCCGAAGUCUCCAUCAGACCUGCAGGCAGAGUGGAUCAUAAAAUCUUGAAAUAACUUUUGAAUAGUACUGCAGUAGUCCACACACACGUCUCAUCUCACUAUAUUGAUAUGACCAGAGAAUGAGAGUCAGCCUGAAAGGCGCCUCUUAAUUUAACUCCAGCUAAGUCAGUGUGUUAUUUUACACGAGCUGUGUUUGGAUAUUUACUCUUUCUGUAAGGGGACAAUGUUGUUUUGUGAUCUUACUGCUAGUGAUAUAGUUACAUACAGCACUUGAUCUAGUUUCAACUAUUGAAAAGUUGAACAGUAACUUGAGAAAUCAUCUUUAAUGCCUUACCUUUUACACAAUGUAAUAGUUACGUUAUUGAUAUGUCCUCAUCCACUUCUUUAAUACAACUCACAAACCUGUGAUAUAUAUUUUGUUAUGAUUCUUUACGUUGUGAUUUGUGUUACCUUGCUUCUAUAUUGCUUAUCAAUAAAAAUAUCACACUCUUCA
This is a messenger RNA of Poecilia reticulata (guppy), 6573 nucleotides long. RefSeq lists its product as uncharacterized. Gene Ontology annotation, cellular component: chromatin; nucleus. Gene Ontology annotation, biological process: regulation of DNA-templated transcription. Lineage: Eukaryota; Metazoa; Chordata; Actinopteri; Cyprinodontiformes; Poeciliidae. The record is from RefSeq and is a predicted model, not a curated record. Gene Ontology annotation, molecular function: transcription coregulator activity; DNA binding.